Molecule: messenger RNA, 1194 nt
Organism: Prunus armeniaca (apricot)
Lineage: Eukaryota; Viridiplantae; Streptophyta; Magnoliopsida; Rosales; Rosaceae
Source: the annotation of a GenBank genome assembly
AUGGUUGGAAGCAAGCGCACGAAGAGUAAAACCGCCGCGAUGGCUCAAUCUGUGACGGCCCAAAGCCACUCCACCCACGAUCCCGCGAUCAACAUGGUGGCACCACAACCUCUCGCCACCGUGCCACCUACCGGACCCGCGACCGAAUCUAGCAACCUCCAUGGCACCGCCGCCGAACAUGGUGGAACCUCCCAUCAAGGUGGGCUCGUUACCACCACCGACUUAGGCCCGGUCUUGGAGCAACUUCAAGCGUUCCCUCCAUUGCCUCCACGCUCGACACACGCUCUCGCGUACACCUCCAGUGAAACCCUAGCCCGUGUGCAAUUGGGCUCCACACGCUUCUCUCCUCCCGAUCCACAAAGUCAAGCAGAUCUCAACCUGAGAGUUGACCAGCUAGCUCAGAGAGUGGACGACCAAAACGCUCUUAUGAGGCAGCUCCUUAAUCAAAUAAGCGUGGCUCAAAAUCUUGGCCUUGGACAACCAGGCGAAGUGAGAAGAAUAGACGAACGCACCGGUGGGCAGCUCAACGGGCACCAAGCGGGUCGAGCAGGAGCGAGCAGACAAGGGGAUGCACAACCACGUGAUCAGCUUGCCGACAUGUCGCAAGCAUCUGCAAGCCACACACAAAGCAACGUGCGAGAAAGGCUCGGCCCACGACUUGACGUCCGUGCUCGCCUGGGCCCGCAGGGGAAUGUACUUCAAAGGCUAGGCUCCCAGGGAGAUCAAACUGACAAUCGCCGCAAUGAGGAUCGUGAAGAAAGGCGCUUCGCUGCCCACUCGCAGAGAAAUAUUCACGAAAGGCUAGGCCCCCAGGGAGGUCAACCCGCUAACCCUCGCAAUGAGGAUCGUGAAGAGAGGCACUCCAUUGCCCGCUCUCGGAGAACCAACUCUCGCCGUCAAGCUGCAGAAAAUCCCUCGCAAUCGCAGUCCACCAACACGCCUCCUAGGCAGCGCGGACGAGAGGACCGACCCUUGCAGACCAACAAGGAGGUCAGUCAGCGUCGCCCGAAUCGCAAAAGUCGCCAACGUGAUCGACCAGCACUGCGCGCGGAAGACGUUGAAAAGCUUGUGAAUGACCGACUUCGAGACUUGAAGACUAGCGGGAACCUCGAGGAAGCACUACGUAAGGAGAUGGACCAGGCGAUCUCUACUCCUUUCACCCCUGAAAUCGAGCAGGCUGCUCCCCCGAAGUGA